This is a messenger RNA of Ilex paraguariensis (yerba mate), 1461 nucleotides long. Lineage: Eukaryota; Viridiplantae; Streptophyta; Magnoliopsida; Aquifoliales; Aquifoliaceae. The record is from the annotation of a GenBank genome assembly.
GUUUUGAUUCGCAAGGUCGCAGAGCAUAGAAAAAUGGCGAUUCCAAUGGUUCUGGUUCCCGCCAUUUUGUCAUAUCUACUCUUUCUCUUAAAAUCCACUGCUCUGAUUCCUCAGAUCGAUUCUCAAAUCUCAUGCAAUAACCAGCAUCUGAUAUCCGAAUUGCACGAAGUCAAGCUCAAGAUCGCUCGGUUAGAAUCGAUCCUUGAGGAAAGCAUCCAAGACUUAAAUGCUAAGAGCAUUAAGCUCAGAGAAAGUGAAAAGCUAAUUGCAGAUAUGAACCACGAAAUUGAUCGUUUACACUCCGUUUUGUCCAGUUUGAAGAUUGAUUCAUCACAUGCUGAAGAGGUGCUUGGUGCACUAGAAGAAGAGGUUCGACUUCUCUGGGCUGCCUCUCGGAAAAACAACUUUGAGAUUCAUGCAUUAGAGGUUAAAGCUCAAGAUGCAGAGAAAAGAUUGGAUCUGGUUACUUCACAAGCUAAAAGGAUGACCGAUAUUGUUGCUGAGCAAUGGAUUCAAAUUCAGCAACUUGAACAGGCUGUUCAAAUCGCGGAAAUAAGAGCAUUGAAAUUUAAAAGGCAAGUAAGCUCCACAAGAUGCACAUUCGUCAAGUUCAUCAAACACAUUUUCGGCAACCAUCUACAAAAUUUAAAGCAGACGCUCGAUUUGUAUGUAUUUGACAAAGGGUCUGCUUUGAGUUCGUACAUGUAUAAAGCUUUGCAAUAUUUUGAAUGGACAUUGUCAGUCGCGAAGCAUUAUCAUCAUCAGUUGCAAGGCUUCAUUAAGCAGGAAAUGGAACGGAAUCAAUUUACUGCGCCUCUUGCGAACCAAGAAGUGGUAUUUUUCGUGGCUUCUGCUCUAAUCACCUUUCCUGUACUGAGUGCUUGGAUGUUUCUCUCCUCACAAUUCAGCUAGCUGGGAGCAGUCUUUGUGACAACGCAGAAAGGUGCUCGCUGAUUCCAUUUUAAAUCAUGAAUAUAUUGUCCGAAUGAGUCUCCCAUUAUAGGAAGGUUUGAAUUUUGUCUGGAUAUUGUUUGGUUUAACCUGGUUGUGUCCAACAGUGAAGUGAUACUGGAGUCUAAGUGCUUCAGCUCCACGAUUAUAGUCGAACUGGUUUGUAUAAAAUUGAAGUAGUCAAUGAAAGUAUACCAUAUUUAGGUUUUUGUGUUAAUAUGCAAUGUUCAUAAACAUACCGUUACUGUGAUAUCUUUGUUUUGAAAUGAAAUUGGAAUCAAUGUAGGCGGUGAAUAAUUUUUGGAGUUGGUAAUGCUGAAGUCAUCCCAAUAUGCAAUCACUUGCAGACUCCAUGUACCAGUAAAUAUGGAUGUUAUGAGGUUUGGAAUUCAAACUCAAGAGUGCAUAUUUAAUCCUUGCUCUUUUAUUUGAUCACUGAGCUAACUCGUGUGUUAAAACUUGUUAUGUUUUUCAACCUAUGCUUUUAGCUUGAAAGUCAUAUAGCAAGUA